Nezara viridula (southern green stink bug) is the source of this 612-nucleotide messenger RNA. NCBI's taxonomy places the organism in Eukaryota, Metazoa, Arthropoda, Insecta, Hemiptera, Pentatomidae. The record is from the annotation of a GenBank genome assembly.
AUGACAAAAUAUAAAUUGAUAUAUUUUAAUAUAAGAGUGCUUGGAGAACCGAUAAGGUAUAUACUACAUUACAUGGGCAAGGAAUUUGAAGAUUAUCGUAUGCCAAGAGAAGACUGGGUCGAGCUUAAAGAAAAAGUACCAUUUGGAAAACUGCCUUUGUUAGAAAUUGACGGUGAAGUUUUUCAUCAGUCAACUGCAAUUUUAAGGUACUUAGCUAUCGAGGCUGGUUUAUCUGGAAAUAAUGCCAGUGAAAACUUUCAAAUUGACAUGAUUGUUGCUGCAUUUGGAGACUUUGUAUCAGAGGUUUCAAGAUUCUUCAAAAUGGAAAAUCCUACAGAUAAAGAAAGUCUAAGACUAUCCAUCAUUAAAAACACUGUUCCAUUUUAUAUGACGCGUCUUGAAAAAGUUUUGAAGAAUAACGGAGGGUAUUUCGCAAAUAGAAAGCUCUCAUGGGCUGAGUUGUACAUCGUAGGCUACUGUACUUCUUUGCCUGCCCUAAUAGGAAUCGAUUUGACAGAAAAAUAUCCAUUCUUCAAGCAACUUACAGACCGAGUCCAUUCCUUACCAGGUAUUAAAGAUUGGGUUAAAAGAAGACCAAAUACUCCAAUGUGA